AUGGGCACAAACAUGAACACCCUACUGCGCCAAAUGGGCGCCAGCAACCCCGACGGCACGAGAAGAGUCGCCCUCUGGGCGCUGUCGUCGACGGGCCUGCCCAAGAGGGACAUCCCGAGAGCUCUGGCCGACUUCGCAUCCGUCGGGUACCUAUGUGAGGAGACGCACGGGGUAAGGGGCGACAGAAGGUCGGAGAUAGCGGGCGUUAUGGUAUGCAUCGACCCGAGGCAACUUCGAUUCCUCAACGUCGGGCAGCGUAAGCAACGACACCGGGUGGUGAGGACAGGACGUAUCCUCCGGGUGCGGCUGGGAAUAAUGGGCGCGACAGCAGACGACGACUUCGACGUCAUGGCAUGCUACAUGCCGACACGGGGCGCGCAACGGAGGGGCGGACAGGAGAGCAGCGAGGCCAGCAGACAGAGGCGCGACACGAGCGGGGGGGCACACAGCGGCGGACAGGGGGAUGCCGAGCCUUCGAUCAGGGUGGUCGUCGCCGGAAGCCGACGAGCGGAGACGCGCGACACGGGAGCGGACACAGUCCCGCGCCCCUUGCCAGUCAACAUCAUGAGAGGCACCGGGCUCGGCAACCCAUUCCCCAUGGGGAAGAGAGGCACCGACGAGGCGCUGCGCGACCAGGUAUGCGAGGCAUUCGACACGUGGCUCCGGCUGCGCACCGUUCCCGCCUCGGCCGUGUGGGACACUAGAUCCACGCCAGCGCUCAUCCGACAGGCCAACGGGCAGCCCUUCUCACAGGAGAUCGCCCCUCGACGCUCCGACGAAGCUAGGACGGGGAACGACGCCGUCGUGGCGAUGCGGGCCGCGCUGAACGGCCGCGGCAACGCCAAGGUGGUGCGGCUCGGAUGCUCGCCCUCGUGUCGAGAGGGGAGGCUGUGCCACGGGGACAGCCUCGCAGCCAUGGCGCGAGAGCUCAUCGGCGUACGAGACGAGCGGCGUAGAGAGGGGCAGCAACGUGGAGACGCCCCAAAGCCACGCAAGCCGAGGGCAGACAAAGGGGUGCCGAGAGGCCCGCGAGCCCUCAAAGGCACAAAGGCAUACCAGAUCGGGCACCUCAGUCUACUGCGGUUUCGGCUCGGGCGCGAGAGGCAAGUGUCACAGCGGACCCUCGACGCAGUGCGCGAGGCGCAGGGAGCUGGGGUCGAGCCGUGGAACACGGCAGACAGCCAAGGCAGCCAACGGGCGCCCAGGAAGGGCCAACGGAACCGAAGAGCCGCACGACGCUUCCUGGACCGACUCCGUUUCGAACUCCUACAAGGAGGCAGCGGCGGGGACGGACACAGACACCCCGAAGACGCCAACGACGGCGACGAAGAUGGAGAGAGGAGCGAGGACGAAGAGAUGCCCGACCGCACAACAGAGCCAGGGCCGAGCGAGCAACCACCCGAAACGGGCCAUCCAAACGAGAAGGCAGCCAGGCAGACGACGAAUUUACAGUGA
Molecule: messenger RNA, 1455 nt
Organism: Emiliania huxleyi CCMP1516
Lineage: Eukaryota; Haptophyta; Isochrysidales; Noelaerhabdaceae
Exons: 1
Coding region: 1-1455 (484 amino acids)
Source: RefSeq, a predicted model, not a curated record